CUUUCUCCCACAAGCUCUUGAACGUCGCACGAUGCGACAAAGCUGAUCUUUGUUUUCGUUCUGGGGCUCAGGCAACAUGGCUGCCACUUCGUCCCGUCCCUUUGAGUACCUGGAGGGCCUGCCUGGUACGGUCUUUUACAAGCUAUACCAGCAGCCGUCAACUGCGCUCGCCAUCUUCAGGCGUAUGCUGCCUGAUUUAGCAAAAUGUUUUGUGAUGGCCCUUCUUUAUCUCAAGGAUCCUCUUCCCGCCGCGGAUUUGGAGAUCUGGGUGAAGCCAGAGAGCAAAAAAGAACGAGAUAAUGCACUGUCGAUAUUGGGAAGGUUACAUAUUCUGUCAAACACGACGAUGGCGGACAACGUGCGAGCGUACAUGGUCACCAACCCUUUUGCCUCCUCCCUCCGACAGGCACUCACUGGGGCCGGCGAGACACAGUCGUUUGGAGAAAUUUCGCAGGCGGACGAAGAUCGCCCUGUGAGCGUUGCUGCGCUCGAUGAAUAUGCCAGAAGACAGUGGGAAAGUGUGCUGGGAUAUAUGGUCGGGACCAGUGGUCUAGGGGAGCAGCAGAACCCAGUGAAUCUGAGCAAAGGAGUGAAACAACUUCUACAAGCUGGACACUUGGUCGAGAUCCGAGACCGACGGGUGGAAAUCACACAGGACGGCUUUGCGUUCGUACUACAAGAUGUCAACCGUCAAGUGUGGCACAUUGUGAUCCUCUACGUGGAAAGCGCCGAGGCAAUCGGCAUGGACAGCGUCGAAGUCCUGUCCUUUCUAUUUCUUCUUAGCAGCCUUGAACUGGGCCAGUCAUAUGAGAAAAGAAAUCUCACUUCCAACCAACUGCGAACGUUAACAGACCUGGCCGAUUUUGGCAUUGUAUAUCAAGAAUCUCCCGACGCCACACGCUUCUAUCCUACCCGACUAGCGACAACUCUGACUUCCGAUUCGAGCGCACUCAACAACCCUAUCUCAGGCGCUAUUGCCGGGCCUCCGGGGACAGGUGCCGGCAAGGAAGGCUCGGGUUUCAUUAUUAUCGAAACAAACUACCGAUUGUACGCCUACACGUCGUCGCCGCUCCAGAUUUCGCUUAUCGCACUCUUCACCACGCUCAAAUACCGUUUUCCGAACCUCAUCACCGGGAAAAUCACCCGCCAGUCUGUCCGUCGUGCCAUCGAAAUGGGCAUCACAGCAGACCAGAUCAUCUCCUAUCUAUCCAACCAUGCGCACCCUCAGAUGCGCAAGCACAACAUUUUGCGGUCCACCUCGAACAAGGCCGGGAUGCCUCCUACCAUCCUGCCCCCAACCGUCGUGGAUCAGAUUCGUCUGUGGCAGCUGGAACGGGAUCGCGUCAAAGCUACCCCUGGCUUCCUUUUCAAGGACUUUGUCAGUCUCGCGGAGUAUGAAGCCCCCUGCCGGUAUGCAGAGGAGAUCGGCGUGCUCGUCUGGAAAUCAGAUCGAAAACGUAUGUUCUUCGUGACGAGGCAUGAACAGGUGGCAGCUUUUCUAAGGAGCAGGGCUAAUCGUCCCAUGCAAUGAUUCUGGACCCUUUAUCUUGGCACGGGUGGCUUGGUUUAUAUGGUUUGGGAGUCUAUAGAUGAUAGAUGGGUCAUUCUUGCAUAUAUUGCGAUGGAACCGGCGCUUUUUGAUUUAAACAUGCAUAACAGUCUGCAUGUCUCAGGUAUACCUUAUUCAUUAAUGAAUCCUUAUCAUGUCA
Molecule: messenger RNA, 1709 nt
Organism: Penicilliopsis zonata CBS 506.65
Lineage: Eukaryota; Fungi; Ascomycota; Eurotiomycetes; Eurotiales; Aspergillaceae
Exons: 3
Coding region: 77-1531 (484 amino acids)
Biological process (GO): nucleotide-excision repair
Cellular component (GO): transcription factor TFIIH holo complex; transcription factor TFIIH core complex
Molecular function (GO): ATPase activator activity; double-stranded DNA binding
Source: RefSeq, a predicted model, not a curated record